AUGUCACUGACCGCCAACAACCAGGAAGAGGGCAAGAACAAAGACGACAUUCCGAUCGUGUCUGUCAGUCUAUGUGACCCCGACCUCAAGACUGAAGAAAUCAAGGACUUUCUGCUCACGGCCGGGCAGAAGGACGCCAAGUCCGUCAAGAUCAAGAAAAAUAAGGAUAACGUGAAGUUUAAAGCCCGAUGCAGCAGAUACCUUUACACUUUGGUCAUCUCAGACAAAGAGAAGGCAGAGAAACCGAAGCAGUCCCUGCCCCCAGGUUUGGCAGUAAAGGAGCUGAAAUGAACCCGGCCCACUGAUGUGAACCGUAUUCAAGUUUUAAAAAUUCUUAAAAAAAAAAAAACAAAAAAC
Messenger RNA from Lynx canadensis (Canada lynx), 357 nucleotides. RefSeq names its product 60S ribosomal protein L38-like. Gene Ontology annotation, biological process: protein-RNA complex assembly; translation. NCBI's taxonomy places the organism in Eukaryota, Metazoa, Chordata, Mammalia, Carnivora, Felidae. The transcript has 3 exons. Gene Ontology annotation, molecular function: structural constituent of ribosome. Gene Ontology annotation, cellular component: cytosolic large ribosomal subunit; ribosome. The record is from RefSeq and is a predicted model, not a curated record. Bases 1 to 291 code for a protein of 96 amino acids.